UUUUUUUUAAAUUAUUUUAGGUAUUUUUGAAUCAGCGCAGUUCGCCAGUUUUUUGUAAUACUGAUAGUUUAUACCUAUGAGCCAUGUUGCAGUAGAUCAGUUCAUGAAAUUUUAAACCGUGACAUGUCAGUCUCAGAUAUUGUUGGAACUUGGUAUCCGUCCGGUUAUUACGGACAUUUUCGAAGUCGAACACGCAAUGACAUUUUACAAGAUUACAGACAUGCAGCGUCCCCAACACCACCAUCUAAGUUCUAUAAUCGUGUUCGGAAAUCUCCAAACAAACACUUAUUUUCAAACCACGACAAUAGACAUUCGUUUCCCACUGACGCAAGCUAUUUUGACACGGGUCUUGGGCGGCGAAAAGCAAACCGGUCAGUUACUGCGUUUAAUCCGGAACUAAUUGCUUGGAUGCCUCAUAAAGAUGAAAUCGCAAAAGCUGGAUCUGUAGUCUCGUUAUACAGAGUUGAUUUUCAAGAAGGUGAUAAAAAAGAGUGUAUUCCACAACGACUUUCCCCAAGGAUACGAAAGAGAAUGGCAACAAUGGAAACAGUUGAUGCAAAGUUGAAAUGGAUCACUGACUACAAGAGACAAUAUAGUCACGGCCAACCGAACCCUCGAAUCAAUACGGACUUUUGUACAGGACUGGAAUAUACCAAUGGUGACCAAAACCGUCGCUCUCAUCAAGUGUUAAACACUACAGGUCGAUUACCAACAUCCAUGCCCGCAUAUUCCGAUCACACACGGAAACGAACAAAAUCGGCUCCGAUGCGAUACAGCGUUGGUGAUUGUUUGGUUUGGAACGCGGGAGCACCGAAAGUACAGCCAUUGUACCGAAAAAAGCAGCAACGAAUUACAUUACAACAUUCAACAGAAAAUAAAGAAGACAAGAGGCAAAACGUUGAGCAACCUAAAAUAAGCAUGACACCCGCAGCCACAACCAUCAGUACAUUUAACCCGAUGGAGGUUGACCACGGCAGGCUACCAACAAUCACAAAAACAGAAGUGCUUGUACAAUAAAAUGUUCCAUAUAAAAUAGCUUAUUUUCGUGUUUUUCGAAAGUUCUAAACAUGCCCACAUUUGGUAAGACCCAAUACAUAUGUUGAGUAUUUCCUUUGCUCUGCAUUUCACAACCUAACAGUGUCAAUAUUACCAACUAUAAUGUGUAGCACAUUUAUUGUAGCAAAACUGUAUUUUCUGUGCGUUUAAGUGCUGCCACCUUUGCCAAAUAAAUGUUAGGAAAGAUACUCACAGAGUAUAUGUUGUGUUACCGAUGGGUGUAUUGAAUAUAAUUCGAUAAAAGGUGCGUGUUAAAUCUCAAAUCAUACAAUAGUUAGGAUGUAUUAACAUACGAUGCAAGCCUGCAUAGUCAACAAACAUUUGCCGCAAGCAUUUAUAAAUUUACGCAUACAGGAUAUCAAAAAUCAUCUUCCGGUGUAUAUGGUACAAGCGUUAGAAUGUCAGUAUGUUUACAUUAUGAAAAGCAUGUACAUGAUAGUCAUUGAGUGAAAAAAAGAAUUAUUUGCCACAGGCGGUUACAGCAAAAAGAAAAACUAUUAUUAUUCCAACCCGGUAGUCUUAUGAACAGAAGCCGUGUUUGAUUGUCUUUAAAAUGUGCAAGUGCUGUAGCUGUUACGAAUUUCAGUGCAAGUUGUUUGGUUUUUACGACUGCAAGGCGCAUGACUUUUAUGUAUCCCAGUGGGGAGAAAACAAAAUUUUGUUUCUGUUGUACCGAGUGAUUGUCUUUUUAUAUUCACUCGCGUGGGUGAUAGCCGACGUAUCUGUGUAUCAUCAACCACGGUAUUGGAUUUUUUUGACGAAUUGGACCGAAGUGACUGGCUGUCUGUAUUUUUUUACGGCGUUGUUCCUUGCCAUCUAUGGAUAUUUCUCUACUAAACGUGAAGUUGACCGUGAAAGAGGAGCAAAUUGGGGAAGCGCUAUAGUCUGGAUUCUUAUUAAUGUGGCAUUCAGUGCAGCGUUGGUGACUGAUUUGUUAUAUUGGGCCCUUCUUUCAAGUGGAACCAACCCAUCACGGCUUGCAGAACCAUUUAAUGUGCAUUCCCAUGCAAUAAAUCUACUGUUACUAAUCAUUGAUAUUUUUGUAACAUCAUAUCCGAUACGUUUGCUACAUUUUAUUUAUCCAGUUGGAUAUGGAUUAGUUUACACUUCAUUUUCACUUAUAUUGCACGGUACUGGGUUUACGUCCGCAAUUUACAGUUUGUUAAACUGGGCGACAUCACCAGGUAUUGCAGCAGCUGCUUGCUUUGGAGUUAGUUUUAUUGCGAUGCCUUUAUCGCAUUUGCUACUGUGGGGUUUGUAUCACCUUCGUACAUUCAUUGCCCAUAAACAAGGCUGUAUAUCUGAUGUUGAAGAAACGAAUUUGGAAUCCCAUGAAAUGGGACACGUAAACCCAGUAUACUCCAACUAACGCACAACUUAAAAUGGCAACACUGUCGCUCUUUUACGCUAUGUUUGUGAGUAUUGUUUACGUAUUUAUGCAUAUUUUAUUUCACAGAAACGAAACGCGUAAUCUUUCCGCGUCACGCUUUUAUAAUGAAAAUAGUAAUAACAAAAGAGAAAUUACACUGCAACGAUUUGUUA
Ciona intestinalis (vase tunicate) is the source of this 2598-nucleotide messenger RNA. NCBI's taxonomy places the organism in Eukaryota, Metazoa, Chordata, Ascidiacea, Phlebobranchia, Cionidae. The record is from RefSeq and is a predicted model, not a curated record.